Molecule: messenger RNA, 1112 nt
Organism: Cadophora gregata
Lineage: Eukaryota; Fungi; Ascomycota; Leotiomycetes; Helotiales; Ploettnerulaceae
Exons: 3
Coding region: 180-983 (267 amino acids)
Molecular function (GO): carbonate dehydratase activity; zinc ion binding
Source: RefSeq, a predicted model, not a curated record
CAAGACUUGAAACUGCUCCACCUUCCAUGUCUCCGAGGGGCCAUGAGACGGUACUGUGCACAUAAGUAGCUUUGAAUAUCUCACAAACGCUGCAUGAUGUUGACGCAGCCUGAUACAUCUCUUCACUGCCUUAAUCACACCCUACACAUUCUUUACCGUUUUGGCAAUCCUUUACGAUCAUGCUCCGUACCCUUGCUGUACUUGCGGCUGUGACUUCAGUUCUCGCAUGCCCCCAACACGAUUAUAAUACUCGUGCUACAGAUGGUCUCGCGAAACGUGCAGAUGGUCCCAGUGGCUGGACAUACGCAGCCUCGAAUACUUGGGGAGUUGCCAAUGAUACUAUCUGCCUUACCGGCACCACUCAAUCCCCCAUCAACCUGCCCUCGGGCUCUUUCUCGAAAACCCAUAUCCCAUCAUUCGCUUACUCGGCUCCUGCCUCUGGGACAUUAUUUAACUGGGGAUUUGGUCCAAGCUUCUCAUUGAACAAAAGCAAUGGGGUUGACUUUUCUGCCAACCCAUCUUUCAAAUUCGACGAGGAGACCGUCUAUCUGCUCUCUUGGCAUACACACAUCCCGUCCGAACAUCUCAUAAACAAUGUCCGAACUCGUGCUGAGAUUCAUCUUGUCCACGGUGAUGCUUCUGGUAUACCAAGAGGCGUAAUUGGACUCAGAAUCAAUCCCUCCUCCAAAUCAUCUCCCUUCUUCGCACAAUUUGUCUCUCAGGUACCGCAUCACGGCUCUAGCAAUCGCACACAAGUUGACCAACUCGACAUGUCACUCGCUUUGAAAGAGGUUGGAAGCCUGAAGAACUUCUGGACGUAUAAGGGUAGCUUGACGACCCCGCCUUGCAGUGAAGGUUUGAGAUGGUGGGUCGCUGGCAAGGUAUUGGAGAUUAGUGACUCCCAAAUGAAGGCUUUAUUAGGAGUCAGUGCAUAUAGCGCCAGGGUAGAGCAGAUGGUAUGGAGUCAUGCCAUUGGUAUCUAAGGAAUUGGUAGAGUAGUGUGAUAUCCUAGAUGAUAGGGGAACUGAGAUGGACUGAGAAGGUCUGCGGGAUAAUUACUUUCUAUUUGUAAAAGUUUCUUCUGAAACUUAUAACAGUACUCAACGUUCGCU